Molecule: messenger RNA, 1983 nt
Organism: Impatiens glandulifera
Lineage: Eukaryota; Viridiplantae; Streptophyta; Magnoliopsida; Ericales; Balsaminaceae
Product: calcium-dependent protein kinase 17-like
Exons: 8
Coding region: 195-1805 (536 amino acids)
Biological process (GO): protein autophosphorylation; intracellular signal transduction; peptidyl-serine phosphorylation
Cellular component (GO): nucleus; cytoplasm
Molecular function (GO): calcium ion binding; calmodulin binding; ATP binding
Source: RefSeq, a predicted model, not a curated record
CAUCAAUCUUCUCCAUUAAUGUCCAUAUCUCAAAACCAAUAAAAUCUUUCUCUUUCUCUCUCUAUCUACAUGUAUUCUUCCAUCUGUAAUCAGCCUUUCUUUAGGCGCCCUAAAUUUCAAAACAUUUCUCAAUCACCAUCAUCCUUCUUCUUCUUCCCUAGGGCACCUCAUCAUCUUCAUCAUCAUCAUCAACAAUGGGGAACUGCUGUUCAUCGGACAGCGAAUCCCCAAACGUUAACGGAACAGAAGUCGCCAAAUCAAACCACGGCGAAAACAGUAAUCACGCCAACGAUGACGGUAACGGUCCAUCAACUUCAUCUUCUCCACCAAAAGCAAAUCCACCUCCAUCAACUUCAUCAGAAAAACCUAAUAAACCGGUAGCUAUUGGUCCAGUAUUAGGUCGUCCAAUGGAAGAUAUACGGAACACGUAUAAUAUUGGUAAAGAACUCGGGAGAGGUCAAUUUGGUGUGACUCAUUUAUGUACGAAUAAACAAUCUGGUGAGAAAUUUGCUUGUAAGACGAUUGCGAAGAGAAAACUUGCGAAUAAGGAAGAUGUUGAAGAUGUUCGUCGUGAAGUUCAGAUUAUGCAUCAUUUAGCUGGACAAGCGAAUGUUGUUGAAUUGAAAGGUGCUUAUGAAGAUAAACAUUCGGUUCAUUUGGUUAUGGAAUUGUGUGCUGGUGGUGAAUUGUUUGAUCGGAUUAUAUCGAAAGGUCAUUAUACUGAACGUGCUGCUGCUUCGUUGUUGAGAACGAUUGUUCAGAUUGUUCAUACUUGUCAUACUAUGGGAGUUAUUCAUAGAGAUUUGAAGCCGGAGAACUUUCUUCUUUUGAAUCAUGAUGAGACUUCUCCACUUAAGGCUACCGAUUUUGGUCUAUCCGUCUUCUAUAAACAAGGUGAUGUGUUCAAAGAUAUUGUGGGCAGUGCAUAUUACAUUGCACCUGAAGUAUUGAAAAGGAACUAUGGACCAGAAGUUGAUAUAUGGAGUAUUGGUGUUAUGCUAUAUAUCCUUCUAUGUGGUGUUCCUCCUUUUUGGGCAGAAUCCGAGAAUGGAAUCUUUAACGCCAUACUUCGUGGAACUAUCGAUUUCUCUUGUGAUCCAUGGCCUUCACUUUCUCCCGGAGCAAAGGAUAUUGUUAAGAAGAUGUUAAAUACAGAUCCCAAACAGAGACUUACAGCAUUCCAAGUUUUGAAUCAUCCAUGGAUUAAGGAGGAUGGUGAAGCACCAGAGACACCACUUGAUAAUGCUGUAUUGGAUAGGAUCAAGCAGUUUAGAGCCAUGAACAAGUUCAAGAAAGUUGCCCUUAAAGUUAUUGCUGGUUGUUUAUCAGAGGAAGAAAUAAUGGGACUGAAACAAAUGUUCAAAGGAAUGGAUACGGAUAACAGUGGUACAAUAACACUUGAAGAGCUAAAGAAAGGACUUUCUCAACAAGAAGGCACAAAGUUAUCUGAAUAUGAAGUUCAACAGUUAAUGGAAGCUGCUGAUGCUGAUGGAAAUGGGACCAUAGACUAUGAUGAGUUUAUUGCAGCAACAAUGCAAAUCAAUAGAAUGGACAGAGAAGAACAUCUUUACACUGCAUUCCAAUACUUUGACAAAGAUAACAGCGGCUAUAUUACAAUAGAAGAGUUAGAGCAAGCUCUUCGAGAGUUCGGUAUGAGUGAUGCGAAGCUUAUAAAUGAAAUCAUCUCCGAUGUCGACGCAGAUCAUGAUGGAAAUAUCAAUUAUGAUGAAUUCGCGGCUAUGAUGAGAAAGGGAAACCCAGAAGCGGCGCAAAAUCCUAAGAAAAGACGAGAUGUAGUUGUUUGAUGAUCAAAUCGAAAUUAUUUGACGAUUUUCUGUCCCGAAAAGAAAAAAGAUUUGGGAAGAACAUAGAGUAUUUAAAGUGAGGAAAACAAACCAGCAAAUCUAAGAAAUGUCUAUAUAUGUAACAAUAUUAGCUUAUUUGAAAGCAGUUUGUGUUAUAUUUACAUUAUUUCUGGUUUAA